UCCAGCAGGGGGCGCAGGUCUGACCUCAGCGGAAUCAACAAACAAGUAUGGCGGCGUCCAGUGUUUUCAGACCAGGCUUGUUCAGACAUAAAGUUGCAAUAGUGACGGGUGGAGGGACCGGGAUCGGUAGAGCUAUUUCUGCAGAGCUUCUGGAGCUGGGCUGCAGUGUGGUGAUCUCCAGUAGAAAAGCAGAGAGGCUGGAGGCAGCGGCUCAGGAGAUGAGACAAAAAAUCCCUCCCUCCAGCCCUGCAUGUGUCAUGCCUCUGCCAUGCAACAUCCGUAACGAGGAUGAGGUGAAGGCUCUUGUAUCAUCAGUGCUGAAGCAGUUUGGCAGGAUAGACUUUCUGGUGAACAAUGGAGGAGGUCAGUUCAGCAGCCCAGCAGAGCACAUGUCCUCUAAAGGCUGGAAGGCUGUGAUAGACACUAACCUGACUGGAACCUUUCACUGCUCCAAGGAAGUAUACAUCGCGUGGAUGAAACAGCAUGGAGGUGUGAUUGUGAACAUCAUUGCUGACAUGUGGAAAGGCUUUCCAGGCAUGGCCCACACAGGAGCAGCGAGGGCAGCGGUGGAUAACUUAACAAAGAGUCUGGCCAUCGAGUGGGCAGCCUCAGGAGUACGAGUUAAUGCCGUUGCACCUGGUACAAUCUUCUCCAAAACUGCGAUGGAGAAUUACAAGGAGUAUGGACCACUUCUUUUCAAGAUGUCUGUUCCAUUUAGUCCUGCAAAGAGACUGGGAGUGCCAGAGGAGGUCUCAUCAGCAGUGUGUUUCCUGCUCUCUCCUGCCGCCUCCUAUGUUUCAGGAGCCACACUGAGGAUUGAUGCAGGACAAAGUCUGUACCACUCCAUGUGGGAAAUACCCAACCACAGUGCAUGGCCCAGCGCACCUGAGGGGGACAACCUAGAUGCUCUGAAGGAGCUGCUCAACCCACAAAGCAAACUAUAAGGCAGUUUUGUGACAUAUGUGGUCUGAACCUAAUGUUUCAGUACCCAGUUGACCCAUAAACAUCAUGGGCUUUUAGCUGUAUAGACACUGCAAGCAUGGUCAUACAAGCAAAACACCAGGUGGCCUGGUCAUAAGAUGGAGUGACUUAGUAAAUUCUGUACAUAAUUGUAUUUAAUUAAGAGCAACAUGAAUUUCCUGUAUAAUGUUGUGUGACAGACUAUUGAAUGUUGUAGAAAGUUGCAGUGUGUUCUUUAGAAAUUGUGCACCAAUUUAAUGUCUCUAAGGCUUUAUCAAAAUCAGGAACUAUUUGUCAAAAGCAAGAUGGCUUUUUUUGGAGGGUCCUGCAGCAGUGAUAGUAAUUCUUUUUUAAACCACUGUCCUUUUUACAGUGCCCUGAUCAUGUAAUUCUUUAUAACUGAGGAGAGGUUUGUGGUGUAUUUGAUCACAGGCUCAUUAAUGCAUGGAGAACAGGUGCCUUACAUUGCCUAUCUCUGAUAUACAGUAUUGGUACUAUUAACAUCCUAAUGUAACGUGUUACAAAACAUGUUUGUAUAACGUGAAAUGUGAGACUUCUUGUUAUAAAAGGAAAACAAAAAAUUCUUCAUGAAUAUUAAAACACUUGAGUGAGAGUGAGAUAGCAUGUUGAACUGUGGAUGCAAAACUU
Molecule: messenger RNA, 1608 nt
Organism: Monopterus albus (swamp eel)
Lineage: Eukaryota; Metazoa; Chordata; Actinopteri; Synbranchiformes; Synbranchidae
Gene: pecr
Product: peroxisomal trans-2-enoyl-CoA reductase
Exons: 8
Coding region: 48-944 (298 amino acids)
Biological process (GO): phytol metabolic process
Cellular component (GO): peroxisome
Molecular function (GO): trans-2-enoyl-CoA reductase (NADPH) activity
Source: RefSeq, a predicted model, not a curated record